AUGGAUAAAAAGAUUGCUAAGAAGAAAAAGAAAGUGAUAGUUGAAUAUGAAGAUGAAAUUGUACCGGAAUCACAUGUUCAUGACCAUGCUACGAUUGUUUCAUCACUAAAGAGGGAUUCUCCAAUCACGCCGAAUGUCGAGGCGAGUGGAGAUCUUGAUGGAUUUGUGAAAACAUUUCAUGUGGACACAACCAUUAAUCAAGGCAUACCUAUGAACAUAUCUAAUAUGGACACAAAUGUCAUCAUGGGUAAAGGAGUGCUGAACAAUGAAGCUCAAGGUAAUUCUUUGAUUUUGAUUUCUUCUACUUUCGACAUAUCUACUAUUUCAACCAAUCUCUCUUUACCACCAUUUGUUUCUACUGUUUCCACCACUUUACCACCAGCUAAUCAUUCUCCAACUUUUGAUCAAAUCCUUCAACAACCUAUUACUUCUAUUUUUCCAUCCCAAUCCAUUGAUGGCCCUAAAAAAGUUAAUGACGAUGCCAACACUAAUGAUGGUGAGUUUGCGGGUACAUUUGAUGAUCUCGAAUUUGAUCCGGAGGAAGAAAACAUACCAGAUCAUAUGUUAAUGUCUGGUAAACAACUCAAAAUUUAUAACAAGAAGUUGAACUCGUCAUUACAACUUCAAGCGGAUGUAGGGGGUAGUCAUUCAAUAUCGGAAAUAUAA
Messenger RNA from Lactuca saligna, 666 nucleotides. The record is from the annotation of a GenBank genome assembly. Lineage: Eukaryota; Viridiplantae; Streptophyta; Magnoliopsida; Asterales; Asteraceae.